AUGGCCAGCGUCGUCGAAGCCGCAAAGCGCGCUGCCGGUAAGGCUGCCGUUGAGAACCACUACCCCAAGGACGCCAAAUACGUCGGCAUUGGCAGUGGUUCGACCAUUGUCUAUGUAGUCGAGGCCAUCAAGGAGUCCGGAAUAGACACCUCCGCCACCAAAUAUGUCCCCACCGGCUUCCAGUCCAAGCAGCUGAUUGUCAGCGCUGGUCUGACCGCGGUGGACUUUGAUGCCCUCCCCGAAGGCACGGUUCUGGAUGUUGCCUUCGAUGGUGCCGAUGAGGUUGACGAUGAGCUGAACCUGAUCAAGGGUGGUGGUGCUUGUCUCUUCCAGGAGAAGAUUGUGGCUCUUCAGGCCAAGGAGUUCAUCUGUGUGGCUGGUGCGUAUGCCUUACGACUUGCUAACUCCCGCAAGCUCCAAUCCCGCCUGCUCACUGGCUGGAAGUACAUCCCCAUCGAAGUCGCUCCUAUCGCGGCCCGUCGCGUUCUCGGUGCUCUCAAGGAAAUUGGCAGCAUUGACCCCGCUAUCCGCUUGAACUCCGAUGCCAAGCAAGGCCCCUUGAAGACCGACCAGGCCUUCUACAUUAUCGACGCUCCCUUCAAGACUCUGCUGACCCAGGCAGACGUGGCUGCUGGAAAGGACGGCAGUGGCAAGGAUGGCGUGUGGGAGGUCCACGCCCUCUCUCAGGCCAUCAAGCAGAUUCCCGGUGUUCUCGACGUGGGUAUCUUCUCUGGCGUGACGGGCCCUCAGGCGCAGGCGCUCGGUGGUGUCGGAGGCCAGAAGCCUAUUGCUGCCUACUUCGGUAUGCCUGACGGCUCGGUGUCCGUCAGAAAGGCCGCUGCUUAA
Molecule: messenger RNA, 846 nt
Organism: Aspergillus tubingensis
Lineage: Eukaryota; Fungi; Ascomycota; Eurotiomycetes; Eurotiales; Aspergillaceae
Product: ribose-5-phosphate isomerase RKI1
Exons: 2
Coding region: 1-846 (281 amino acids)
Biological process (GO): pentose-phosphate shunt, non-oxidative branch; D-ribose metabolic process
Cellular component (GO): intracellular membrane-bounded organelle
Molecular function (GO): ribose-5-phosphate isomerase activity
Source: RefSeq, a predicted model, not a curated record